AACACAUACACACACAUUCCUCAGCAUUAUAGCGACAAUUUAUAUAUAUAACAUGUACAAUUUAUAUCUCAACGCAAAUUUUGCCAAAGACUUAGCGUUUUGUCAUACGCGAUGCAGUGUGUCUCCGUUCGACUUAAUCCCAUAGCUCGAGUUUAUAGUCUUAAAGGGUUGGUUGAAGGAAACCGUGUGCGGAGGCGGGGGAAAAACUGAGGGGGAGAACAAUAACGAAGACAACGACGGACCUCGAUAACGCAGAAAAACAGGAACGUGUGCAAUGCGCACGCACCCAUCGCAACCACUGUAUGUACAUGCCGCUGGAGGGGUUGUAACGGGGAGGUGAAAACGGAAGCUCGGUUAGAUAGGAAGGGUGCAGUCGCCUCAGACGUCUGCUCGAUCCUACUCUCACGUCGAACCUUCCCUUUAAGCUUUCCGUUUAUUCUCGUUUCCAUCUUCGAUUCUUCCGCUUUCAAUAAAAUCCCGCGAUGGCUUUGGACGCGAACGAGAAGAGCUAUAUCCUGGACGCGAGGAACAACUACGAGGACGGUGGCAGUCUGGGUUCGGAGGAAUCUUACGACGACAUGCGACAACUUGUCGGGGAAAAGAACGAAGAAUCUGGAAAAUUCAGUAGUCUACCUCUGGCCAGUUUUAAUUUCAUCAAUUCCAUCAUUGGCAGUGGUGUUAUUGGUAUACCCUACGCUCUUCAUCAGGCUGGAUUUGGCCUCGGGAUAGUAUUAUUAAUACUAGUAGCAGGCCUCACUGAUUACUCUUUAAUUUUAAUGAUUAGGAGUGGAAACAUUUGCGGUGAAAUGAGUUACCAGGGUUUAAUGAGAGCCAGUUUCGGUCGUACAGGAUUCUAUAUUCUUACGACUCUGCAGUUCAUUUAUCCAUUCAUAGCGAUGGUCUCUUAUAACGUUGUUGUCGGCGACACGGUGACGAAAGUGCUAAUAAGGUUAACAGGGAUGAGCGAGACAAGCAUUUUCGCUCAUCGUCAAGUGGUCGUCUUGUUCGCGACCGUUUGCAUCACUAUACCGCUGUGUCUUUAUAGAAAUGUUGCUCGUUUGGCCAAGAUCUCGUUUCUUUCGUUGGUCUGCGUUGGUUUCAUUCUAUUGGCCAUUUUAAUUCGGAUGGGUACGAUGUCAGCAAUUGUGCCAAGCCAAGAGGAUAGUUGGCGAUUCGCGAAUUUCCCCGGCAUUAUUCCAUCCGUCGGAAUUAUGGCAUUCGCCUUUAUGUGCCACCAUAAUACAUUCCUUAUCUACGAGUCUAUAGAAAGGGCUACUCAACAAAAGUGGGACAUCGUCACCCAUUGGUCGCUCUUCACUUCCUUCGUGAUCGCAACAGCUUUUGGAAUCAUCGGAUAUGCCACGUUUACCGCGUAUGUUCAGGGUGAUCUUAUGGAAAAUUAUUGCUGGGACGAUGAUCUCAUGAAUUUUGCCAGAAUCAUGUUCAGCGGGACUAUUCUACUUACUUUUCCCAUUGAAUGCUUCGUCACAAGGGAGGUAAUACUGACAGCGAUUAAAGGGACCGAUGAGCUCGAAGAUCAUACUGCAUACGUCCCUAACUCCGACCGGAAAUACUUGAUAAUUACUUUGUCGAUAGUGGUUGUCGCAUACCUGAUAUCGAUGUCAACAGAUUGUCUGGGUGUGGUUCUCGAAUUGAAUGGAAUCCUCGCUGCUGUACCUCUAGCUUACGUUCUACCUGGCCUGUGCUACCUCAAACUCGAAGAUGGACCAAUUCUUUCCUCCAAAAAGCUUCCGGCGCUUGGUUUGAUGUCCGCUGGCGUGUUUGCCGCGGUCUCUGGUUUGCUGUUGCUGAUCCUGAACAACGAUACUUCCAGUUCCUGCGUGCAUGGACAGGUAAUGCCGUAUUGUAUCGAGGGUAUGAAUAGCACGAGUUUCGAUUCAAGCAUGAAAAGUACCAUUAGUCCGAUAUAAUCGAGCACGUUCGAAUUGGCCGAGGAAUUUUCAAAAGCUUUUAUUCAAAACCGAUGAUAGCUUUGCGAUGCUCCAAGUUACGGUU
Molecule: messenger RNA, 2016 nt
Organism: Bombus impatiens (common eastern bumble bee)
Lineage: Eukaryota; Metazoa; Arthropoda; Insecta; Hymenoptera; Apidae
Product: putative sodium-coupled neutral amino acid transporter 11
Exons: 7
Coding region: 483-1931 (482 amino acids)
Biological process (GO): amino acid transmembrane transport
Molecular function (GO): amino acid transmembrane transporter activity
Source: RefSeq, a predicted model, not a curated record